UUAUGGUUGGUUUGCAAGGCUUCCAUUCGCUGCACUUAGGAUAGGCUGAUCUUUUUUUUUUUGCCUCUCUUAAUAGGGAAGGUUAAUUAGUACAAAAGUUAUAUUUUUUUAUGUAUGUAUUUUUUGUAUUGUUUUAACUAUUAAAUCGGUGCACUAGAGAUGAGGAGGGUAACACUCUUUGUAAACGGUACUUCCAAAAACGGCAAGGUGGUUGCAGUUUAUGGCACUCUUGCAGAUUUGUUAUCAGUUGCUAGUAACAAGCUAGGAAUAAAAGCAUCAUCGUUUUAUAAUGGAAAAGGAGGACUGAUUGAUGAUAUUGCUCUCAUCAGAGAUGAUGACGUCUUGUAUGUUUCAGAAGGUGACCCUUUUGUUGAUCCCCAAACUGAAACAAAGGUGUCUGACCGCUUGGGUAACCAUACAGACUGGCUGACUUUAAACAUCGGUGGACGCUGUUUCACAACAACACGGAGCACAUUGGUUAGUAAGGAGCCAGACAGCAUGCUGGCACACAUGUUCAAAGAUAAAGAUGUUUGGGGAAACAAGCAAGAUCAUAAUGGAGCAUACUUGAUUGAUCGUAGCCCUGAGUACUUUGAACCAAUCCUAAACUACCUAAGACAUGGCCAGCUCAUUGUCAAUGAAGGCAUCAACCUUUUGGGUGUGCUUGAAGAGGCUCGCUUUUUUGGAAUAGAGCAGCUGGCUGAACAGCUAGAAGUUGCCAUAAAGAAUUCUCAGCCUCCUGAGGAUCACUCCCCUAUUUCACGCAAGGAGUUUGUCCGAUUCCUUUUAGCUACUCCUACCAAAUCAGAGCUGCGCUGCCAGGGCCUUAAUUUCAGUGGUGCAGAUUUGUCCCGACUUGAUUUGCGGUACAUCAACUUCAAAAUGGCCAAUCUUAGUCGCUGCAAUCUGACACAUGCCAACCUGUGCUGUUCUAACUUGGAACGGGCUGACCUUUCUGGAGCUAACCUAGAUGGUGCUAAUUUACAAGGAGUGAAGAUGUUGUGUUCUAAUGCUGAGGGGGCCUCGCUCAAGGGCUGCAACUUUGAGGACCCUUCAGGGCUCAAGGCCAAUCUGGAAGGUGCAAAUUUGAAAGGGGUGGAUAUGGAGGGCAGUCAGAUGACCGGCAUUAAUCUGAGGGUUGCUACAUUAAAGAAUGCAAAGCUAAAGAACUGCAACUUGCGAGGUGCAACACUUGCAGGGACAGACCUUGAGAACUGUGACCUUUCAGGCUGUGACUUGCAGGAGGCAAACCUUCGUGGUUCCAAUGUCAAAGGGGCAAUUUUUGAAGAGAUGCUGACACCUUUGCACAUGUCACAAAGUGUCAGAUAACUAGGCGAGGCAGUGAAGACUAUUCACCUGUAUUGAUAAGCUGCCUUCCUUCAUCUCCCCCAAUUUCCACAGUAAAUCCGGCUAAUUGCUGAUGUGUUCUUUCCUUCCCCAGCAAAGCAUCAAACCAAACCAGAUUGAUCAGCUGUUCCAAAAGCCAUACGUCCUGCCAGUGCCUACCAUGAAUGAAGUGGAUCUUUGGGCAUACCAUGCAGUAGUUUAAUAUUAAUAUUUCAUUUUGACCCUCUUGUUUGUAUAUUUG
Polypterus senegalus (gray bichir) is the source of this 1585-nucleotide messenger RNA. RefSeq names its product potassium channel tetramerization domain containing 9a (gene kctd9a). Gene Ontology annotation, biological process: protein homooligomerization. The coding region runs from base 160 to 1326 and encodes 388 amino acids. The record is from RefSeq and is a predicted model, not a curated record. NCBI's taxonomy places the organism in Eukaryota, Metazoa, Chordata, Cladistia, Polypteriformes, Polypteridae. Gene Ontology annotation, molecular function: protein binding. The transcript is spliced from 12 exons.